AUGUAGCCACAACAAUUUUUAGACUUAGUGCAAUGUGCCUUCUUUGAUAGCAACAAUCAGCGUGGAUAGGCUGAACAAGUACUCCUGAAGUAUAAGGAUGAAUGCACAGACGAAUUUCUUAUGUAUUGUGCAUCUGCAUUUGCAAAUCGCGCAAUUCAGAGUCGUCUCCGUAUUGCAUGCAGUACCUUAGUAAAACGAUUGGUUGGAUUAAUUGUAUGUUUUCUAGUUAAUCUAUUUAAGCAUCCUUCAAAUUAGGUCAUGUGGUUGGCUUGUUCUUAAAACACUAAAAAUGAAGUAAAAAUUAAGUUCAUGGACUAAUUAAUUGAUCCUGAACAUGAGAUUAGAAGAUCAGCUGCUAAUGUAAUAAAUCAAUUCUAUGCUCUAGACUAUCAGUGAGAUUUGUGCUAUAGAGUUACCACGCUAGGAAUGGCCAGAUCUUAUCUAAAGAUUGACUACCAACUCAAAACACAGUAAUGUCUUAGUAAAGGUCUCAGCCAUCAUGACUUUGGGAUAUAUAUGCGAAUCACUAGUAUAUAGGUAUAUAAUAUAUAGAAAACCCACCAAUCUUCAGGUAUUUCAGAGCAAGAUGCAAAGGUGAUUCUGAUGGGAAUUUGCGUAGGAAUGGAUACGAAUGAGUAGAACCUGGAGAUUAGAAUCACUGCAAUCAAAGCACUAUAAGAUUCACUAUACUUUAUGAAUAAUCUGUUCACUCAAUAAGUAAGAUUGUAAUAUUCUAUUGUAGGAAAUAUUUACUUUUGUUAAAAACUUAAUUUUAUAAAAUGCAGUGUCAAACAUAUAAGAGAUAAAACUUAAGUCUCUACAAUGUCUGAUUGAUUAUGUUAAACAGUUGUUUGCUUUCUUGCCUGUAUUUAUUUCGGAACUCUAUUAAACUACUUAACCAGCAUUUGAGAAUUAGGGCGAGAUCACUAUUGCAGCAAUAGAAAUUUGGAAUACAAUUUGUGCUGAAAUUAAAGAGAUCGUCUCUGAGAACACUAACCAAUAAACUCCAGAAACCAAUUCUGUUGAUUGCUGUGUUUCAUUUUUUAAGAAGAAUUAUGAAGGAUUUAUCAUUCCAUUUAUGCGCAAUCUGUUAUUGGAUGAUGGAGAUGCAGAAGAUGAAUAUCAGUAAUUGUCGGUUUCAAAUUCUUCAAGUAAAGGACUAGCCUACAUAAUUGAAUUUGCUGGCAGUAAUACUUAUGACUCUGUUAAAAAUUUUAUAUAAAAUACUAUUACACACUAACAAUGGGAAUAUAGAAAGGCAAGCGUUAUGGCUUUUGGAGCUUUGGCUGAAGUAUAAACUUAAGAAAUUGGGCUUCUAAUUAAAUCUGCUUUAACUAGUCUAUUUGGUUGUCUUGUUGAUUAAAAUAUCAAAGUAAAAAAGGCCACUACGCAAACUCUAAGUAGAAUAGCUGAAAAUUAUCCACAGUGCUUUCAUGAACAUGAUUAAUCUAACCAAAUGCUUAUCACUCUCCUAGAUUAAUUAUCUAAUAAAAUACCAAUAGUUCAAAAUUUGGUUUGGGUGUUUGUUUACUUAACUGAAGGACUAGCCAACUUUCAAAAUAGUGUAUUCACCCAAGAGAAAUUCACCAUUCUCUAACAUUUAGCCAGUACAUCAAUUAGAUCAGACAUCAAAAAUUCAGAGAUUGCACUCAUUGAUACUGCAUUUAUGGCAAUUUUAAAUAUCAUUUACAGUGUGACUGAAACUAAGUUAUGUAAUGAUUACUUGGUGCAAUUUUAUCAAUAAAUUCAGUUCCUAGAGAGCAGCAAUUCGGCUCCUGUAGAAAUCAAAUAUCAUCUUGAAAUGGGGUUAAUGAGUGCAAUGCAUGGAUGUGUUGUUAGGUUGGAUGAUUCUACAACCACGGAGAAGUAAUUUGAAGACAUCAUGAAAACUCUAUCAAAAGUGGAUUCUAGGGUUAAGAAUGAUUACUUUUAUGUACUUUCUGGGAUCGCUUAUGCUUUUAAAAAGAAAUUAACUAAAUAUUCUACUUAAAUCAUCUCUGAAUUGAAUAAACCGCUUUCAGAACCAGAUGACAUAGAGAGUUUCAAAACUGCACUCUUCUGUUUAUCUGACAUUGCCAGAGCCAUGGAAGAGGAGUUUGUACCCUAUAUGAAUAUUUUAAAUUAUUUCUUUGGAUUAAUAAAGGUAAUGCACUUAUCCUAUAUUUUAAUUAGAAUGGCAAUUUCAAUAGGGAGUUGAAAAUCUAAGUUUAUAAUGCAAUUGCAGACAUCAUAUUAGGUUUGAAAGAUAAGUCAGCUCCUUUUAUGAAUGAUCUCAAAGAAAUUCUUAAAUUAGGUUUCGCCGCUAGCAUAGAUUUAACAAAGAGCAAACUCAGUGUUGACCAGGAUUAUGCUGAAAGAUUGAAAGAAACAAUGACAGCAUUCUAUACUUGUAUGUUACACGCAUAUUGUGAUCCCAAAACUCCUAUUUUUGAGUUGGGAGACACAGUUUAAUGGUUUAUCAUAUUUUGUUAGGAAAUGUGCAACUUAAAAUUAAAACCUACAAUUGUAAAUAUAUUAAAUAUCAAUUAGGAAUAUGUAAGACUGACUCUUUGUUGCAUCUUUGAUUGCUCUCAUUUCUUUUAAAAUAUACCUGACAUGAAAUAAAAAAUCAAAGAGUUUAUUACAAGUGAUUUUGUUAUUGAGUUAAUACGAAAACUGAGUUAGUAUAAUGACAAAGAUUAUCAAGACUGUGUAAGUUUUGCUCAGCAAUUACUCAAUGAUGUAUAUGGUUACUAAUUGAAAUUAUAUUGA
Molecule: messenger RNA, 2751 nt
Organism: Paramecium octaurelia
Lineage: Eukaryota; Ciliophora; Oligohymenophorea; Peniculida; Parameciidae
Source: the annotation of a GenBank genome assembly